This is a messenger RNA of Neltuma alba, 2172 nucleotides long. RefSeq lists its product as uncharacterized. The record is from RefSeq and is a predicted model, not a curated record. Gene Ontology annotation, molecular function: zinc ion binding. The transcript is spliced from 3 exons. Bases 1 to 2172 code for a protein of 723 amino acids. Lineage: Eukaryota; Viridiplantae; Streptophyta; Magnoliopsida; Fabales; Fabaceae.
AUGGCUAGUAGUAGUGGGAAACCAGUAUUUUGCAUCUUUCAUGUUAGAGGGCACUUUGUAAAGACCUCAGAAGGGAAAUUCAUUUAUGAAGGGGGCAUCAUUACUGGAAGAUUGAUUAGAGAAGGGAUGACAUAUGAAGAACUACAAUGCAUGGUAGCUCAUGAUGUGUGGCCAGGGACUUGUGAAUAUAAAAUGAAGUACACAGUUAGCUUUGACCGGGACACAUUCUUGGAUCUUGUUGAUGAUAUUGGUGUUGGACAAGUAAUUGAGUACAACAAUAGUAGUGGCCAUGUUUAUGUUUGUGAGAAUGAGAAAGACUUCACACAAGUGUCACAUCUGGACAGUGUACAAGAGUUAGAUGAUUUGGUAGGCCCUUGUGGAAUGUCAGUAUCUCCAAUUGAAUUGGAUUUAGACACAGACAACAUAAACAUAUCUCCCGUACAAGAUGUGCCAACACUGAUAGAAAGUGUAGGUAUAGAAAUGUUGCCAACCCUAAUAGCGGUGAUGAAUUCGUCAAAGUGGGCAGAUUUGUUGAUGUCAAGAGGGCAAACCUUUGUUAGUGCUAAACAUUUUAGAGAGGCAUUAUAUAAGUAUAGCCUUGCACAUAAGUUUGGUUACCGGUAUGUAAAGAAUGAUAGGCAUAAGAUGAUUGUGAAGUGCUGUGUAGAUGGUUGUCCCUGGGAAAUUUCAGCAUAUGGUGUUGGUGAGAAGAAUGGAUUCCUAGUUUUGAGAAGAUUUAACUGUGAACACUUGUAUUAUGCACAAGACAACUUAGUUGCCCCUCAAAGAAAGAGGUGUAAACUUGCUUUAGUAGUCACAAAAGAUGAGUUGAUUUCUUGCAUGCAUAAAGCUCCAAAUGACAUUAGACGGGAUUUGGAACGAGAGCUAAAGGAAAGUGAUCCAGAAACGGUAGCAAAGUGGGUUGCAUCAUCAAGUAAUAGAUUUCAAGUUGUAUUUAUUGCAUACAGUUGCUGUGUAGAAGGGUUUUUGAAAGGUGGUAGACCUAUAUUAUAUGUGGAUGGAUGCUACUUGAGUGGUCUAUACAAAGGAACGUUAUUGGGAGCACAAGCGUAUGACGCGGAUAAUGAAUUAUUCCCACUUGCAUAUGCGAUUGUUGGAGGUGAGACGCUUGAUGACUGGGCAUGGUUUCUUGGUAACAUAAAGGAUAUUACGGGAUCAUUAGAAGUGACAAUAGUAUUGGAUAGACACAACUCAAUAAAAGGUGCAGUGCAAGCCAUGGUUGGAGGAGAUCGACAUGCUUUUUGCUACCGUCAUGUGAAGGAGAAUUACAGUGCUGAGUUUUUAAAGAUAACCAGGGCAAAGAGGAGGACCAACGGACAGACAAAGGAAGUUGCACUAAAAUUACUUGAUUCUAUUGCAUACGCAAGACUUGAUAGAGACUUUGAUUGCAGUAUGGAAAAGCUAAUGGCAUUUUGUCCAGAAUUAGGACAAUGGCUUCAAACAAAUGGAGACAUUAAGCGUUGGGCACAAAGCAAAUUUUCUUAUAAGAGGUGGGACAAUAUCACAACAAAUCUAGCUGAAUCCUUUAAUGCUUGGCUUGUUGGUGAGAGGAAGCACAACAUAGCUGUCUUGAUACAUGAGCACAGGGAAAAAUUGGCAAACAAGAUGUACCACAAUAAAGAAGCCAUGAGGAAUUGGACCAGUGGUGUGGGACCUAAUAUAAAGGAAAAGUUGAUGGAUCAUGUGGCCAGAUCAGAAAGAAUGGAUGUGCAAGAUUAUGGAAUAAACAAUUUCAAGGUUAGAUGGGGAAACCUAGAUGUGCGGGUAAAUCUUGUGUUACGUGAAUGCACCUGCAAAGGUUGGCAAAUGUCAGGACUACCUUGCCCACAUGCAUGUGCUGCAAUCAAGAAGGUAUAUGGUAAUAUAUAUGCAUAUGUUGAGGAUUACUUUUUACUCUCAACCCAAAAGAAAAUUUAUGGCAGACUCAUGAUUCCAGUUGAGACCCAUGACAUCUCUAGGCCAGAUUCCCCUCGAUAUGAAGAUUACUCGUCCACCAUCUUCCUACAACCACCGUUAACAACUCUUCGUACUGGAAGACCCAAAGUUAGGAGAAUUGAAUCACAAUUCCAGCAGAAGAAACUGUAUCAUUGCUCAGGAUGUGGUGAAGCUGGUCACACUAGAAAGAUUUGCAGUAACCUAAACCCUGGGUGA